GUGGCUGGUUGCGAGGACGGUGAUAGUCGCCCUGUCCCGUCGCCACUGACCCCUCCUGUCUCCCACCGCCCAAAUUAGCACCCAUUAUCGAAACACUUGUCGCCGUCGUCUGCUUUGUUAUAUAUAACCCAAGUCAGCCACACCACCCCACACCAGCCUUCUCCUCUAUUCUUUGCAUUGCAUGCUCUUGACCUACAAGGGCGGCCAAAUUGGUUGAAUCUCCCCCCUGCCAUGGCCGUCUCCUUCCAGUCCCCAUCGCUGAUGGGGGCAGGAAUCGGCAGGAGGUGUGACCUCAGAGCUCCCACGUACUGCUAUGGGGCAAAAGGGUUCCCCUCAUUUCUUCCCAAAGAGGUGGAGAACAUCAGAGACCCCUUUGCUCGGAGGCUGGCCCAGAGAAUAGAGAGACUUCCCGUCGAGGUCGGAUUUUCUGAUAGCUGUAUAAUGAGCAGCUGUGUGAAACCACUUAUCCAUUGUGAUGAGGCUAGUCCACUACUCCUCCUCCACAGUUUUGAUAGCUCUUGUUUAGAGUGGAGGUGCGCCUACCCUUUACUUGAACAUGCGGGUAUGGAGGCUUGGGCGGUCGAUAUUCUUGGAUGGGGUUUCUCCAACUUAGAAAGGCAUCCUCCGUGCUGCGUUUCAUCAAAGAGACAACAUCUCUAUCAGCUGUGGAAGUCCCAUAUCAAAAGACCGGUGAUAUUAGUUGGACCGAGCCUUGGAGCCGCUGCUGCUAUUGAUUUCUGUGUCAAUCAUCCCGAAGCUGUUGAGAAGUUGGUAUUGAUCAAUGCUUGCGUCUAUGCAGAAGGCACAGGCAAUCUAGCAAGAUUGCCCAAGAUAGUUGCCUAUGCUGGUGUCUCUCUCUUGAAGAGCAUUCCUUUAAGGCUUUAUGCUAACUUAACAGCAUUCCAUGGGGUUCCAUUUAGAACAAGUUAUGACUGGACCAAUGUGGGUCGCUUGCACUGCUUACUGCCCUGGUGGAAUGAUGCGACUGUUAGCUUCAUGAACAGCGGUGGUUAUAAUGUCAUUUCCCAAAUAAAAGAGGUGAGACAGAAAGUUCUUAUCAUAUAUGGCGAGUAUGAUCGUAUAGUCAGCAACAGACUUGCUGUGAGGCUCCAUUGUGAACUACCCAACGCGAUCUUGAGGCAAGUGCCAGAUACAGGUCACCUCCCCCAUGUCGAUAAGCCCAAAGCCGUCGUAAAGUUGAUGGAAGAUUUCAUUAGGAAAGAUCACUGAUGGAAGGCAGGGUUGCUCAUAGUGAUUCUAAUGAGUGUGGAGGGUGUAAAGUGAUUUUCACCACGAAGAGUAGAAAUUUCGUUUUCUUGCUCGUGAACGAAGAAAUGCACUAAGGUCACACAAAUCAAUCAAAACAAUGAGGAAAAAGAAAGGUUCAAUAUUGGAUAUUUUGCCACGCGUCCUGCAUACAGACGCGAAGACUAUAUUCUCUAUUUAUAUUAAUUAUUAAAAAAAAAUCUGAAAGUCAUCA
Molecule: messenger RNA, 1480 nt
Organism: Punica granatum (pomegranate)
Lineage: Eukaryota; Viridiplantae; Streptophyta; Magnoliopsida; Myrtales; Lythraceae
Source: RefSeq, a predicted model, not a curated record